Molecule: messenger RNA, 826 nt
Organism: Myotis brandtii (Brandt's bat)
Lineage: Eukaryota; Metazoa; Chordata; Mammalia; Chiroptera; Vespertilionidae
Gene: CUNH17orf67
Product: chromosome unknown open reading frame, human C17orf67
Exons: 5
Coding region: 16-366 (116 amino acids)
Source: RefSeq, a predicted model, not a curated record
UGGACAGUUUGCCCAAUGUCACGGCUUCAGUGUAACACAGGCUGGCUCCCGGGGUUGAGGCUCAUUCUGCAGCAGGCGGAGCGAGGGACAGGCAGGAUGAAGAAAUUAUUUGUGUUUGCGCUCCUUCUCACCUUCCUGACCUUCUCAGGGGCCUCCCCGAUUCUGACGGAAAAGGAGGCCAAACAGCUCCUGAGAUCCAGGCGCCAGGACAGGCCGAGCAAACCCGGGUUCCCCGACGAGCCCAUGCGGGAGUACAUGCACCACCUGCUCCGCCUGGAGCACCGCGCGGAGGAGCAGUUCCUGGAGCACUGGCUGAACCCUCACUGCAAGCCCCACUGCGACAGGAACCUGGUCCAUCCCGUGUAAGGGGCUCGGGAUCCGCUCGGGGAGCCCUUUGACAACAUGGACCUGGAUAAUGGCGAAACAGGAGGAGGCUCCUUCUUGCAUUUAAUUUUUUCAGCUGCGGAAACGGAUGUCCGAUCAGACCUUACGACUGUGGCCAUGGCGAAGAUUGCUGUGGGGAUCGAUGGCAAACGCAUGUGUUGCUUCACUUUACUAACCUGCAUCACUCACUGAGACCAACUGCUUAAAGUAGUGACCCCCCACCCUCACCCCAGGGGCCUUCCUCCCAGUUUGGGAGGGUGGGCAGCACGAGAGUCUACUGCGGCAGAUGGAGCUGGGCCCCCAGAGCCUGGGGACAGGCUGCCUGCUCCCAGGACGUGGGGAGGUCUAGUUCGGCAGAGUGAAGCCCCUGGGGCCGCCAGGUGUGUGGUCAUCUAAUUUUCUCCUUCUCUUCUGCUCUAAUAAACAUCAGUGUUCAACCUGC